CCGGUAUGUACGCAGUCAUAGCAGCCCUGGCGGCGAGCCUGCUGGUCGGCUCUGCCACCGCCUCGACCCUCGCACCUCCCGUCUUACCUCUGAUCGUUCGCAAUCCAUAUCUCUCCACUUGGCUGGCCAAUGCGAGAGAUGAACCAUGGACCGAAUGGCCCAUGUUCUACACCGGAAGCUCUCUAGGUCUGUCCGUGCUGGCCUCAUCGCCUGAUAGCUCGACUGUAUAUCCGCUCCUCGGACGAGCUCACGACUCGCUGGACGAGAAGAGCUCGCACUAUACCAUCGCCUAUCCGAAGUACUUGGGUGCUCAGUACGAUGCCUCCACCACCAAUCUGACGUACAGCAUUUCCUCUGGCACAUCGGGCAACGGCAGCGUCCAGGUCGUGCUGUCUUUCCUCUCGCCGAUCACUCCGACUUCCACUCUUCGCCAGUCUAUCCCCGCGAGCUACCUGUCAAUUCAUGUUCAAGGAAGCCUGGACAUCAACUUGUACGUCGAUGUCAAUGGCCAGUGGGUCAGCGGUGAUCGAGGUUCCAACAUCGAGUGGAGACUACACGAAAGGGAAGAGAAGGAGAAUGCAAGGCUCAAGACAUGGAGAGUCAAGAGGAGGGACGAAGUGCUCUUCACGGAGAUUGGAGAUCAAGCGGAAUGGGGCACACUACACUUCACUGGGCCUGCCAGCGCUCAUCACGAAUGUGGCACGUCUGCACGACUCCGACACGGAUUCGCGAGAAAUGGAACGCUGAAGAAUGCGGUGGACGACCACUUCCGCUCGAUCAUGGACGAGGAACCUGUCUUUGCUUUCAGCAAGUCGUUCAAGUUGACCUCGGACAGUCGCAAUGACAAGGAAGACAGCGUGCUGUUCACCAUCUCCCACAUUCAGGACCCGGUCACUCAGUUUGCGUCCGCGAGAGGGCUGACCUUGAUGAAACCGCUUUGGACAUCGUACUUCAGUUCAGACGAGGCGCUCAUCAGCUUUCACUACGAGGACUACAACCAUGCGCGAAGCCUGGCCGAGGACUAUUCUGCACGCGUGGCAAAGGAUGCGUACGCCAGUGGUAGUGACAGCUAUAGAGACAUUGUCCAGCUGAGCGCCAGACAAGUCUUGGGUGCUACGUCGUUCAGCGGAACUCCAGACAACCCUGUCUUGUUCCUCAAGGAGAUCAGUUCCAACGGCAACUGUCAGACUGUCGAUGUGAUCUUCCCUGCAUUCCCAUUCUUCUUGUACACUAAUCCAAGGUGGCUGGCAUACCUGCUAGAGCCACUCUUGGAGCACAUGUUGAGCGGGCAGUAUCCCAAUGACUAUACGAUGCACGAUCUUGGAACACAUUUCCCGAACAUGACGGGCCAUGCAGAUGGCAACGAUGAAUACAUGCCUGUUGAGGAGUGUGGCGACAUGCUCAUCAUGGGACUUGCGCUCGUCAACAGUCUCUCCUACGAUUCUGAGGAUGAAGCACAGUCUCCGUGGAGUGCACUUGGUAUGCCCGUGGAUGCCGCCGCGAUCGAGUCGUUGGCGGAAGGAGCUACGCCGUUCUCGCUGCCGAGUAUUCCGGCCACUCGCGAUGGCAUCUUCGGUCUUGACGAUCAGUGGGGAGGAGCGACGGCUUCACACCAAGCGAAGAAGUGGCUGACAAGGAGCUAUCCUCUAUGGAAACAAUGGACUGGCUAUCUGGUCGACUACUCACUCUAUCCGAGCAAUCAGCUCUGCACGGACGACUUUGCGGGUUGGCUACCACUGAUGACAAACUUGGCCCUCAAGGGUAUCGUUGGCAUCAAAGCAAUGAGCGAGCUUGCCGAAGUCCUCGGCGAGUCCAAGGAUGCCAAGUACUACCGCAACAUCAGCGAAACCUACAUCAAAGAGUGGGAGGUCCAAGGCAUGAGCCGUGAUGGAGGACGAGCCAAACUCGCCUACGACUGGUACGGCAGCUGGACUACGCUUUACUCCCUUUACGCCGAUGCGAUUCUCUGCUUCCACCCAUCACUCAAUGCUACGCCUGCCGCUCUGGAGGUUCACGGCCGCCAAGGUUCUCAGGAACCGUUGAUUUCUGGUGGUCACAAGGAUAAGGAUAAGGAGAACUUCAUCCCGAAUCACAUCUACACUGCACAGUCUCGCUGGUACGAGACAGUCAUGCAGAAGUAUGGCUUGCCUCUUGAUUCAAGGCACUUGUAUACUAAAAGCGACUGGGAGUUCCAAGCAGCUGCGGUGGCCGGCAAGAAGACACGUUCUCAAAUCCUCAAUCGGGUGGCGAAGUGGUUGAACGAGACGGAGGUUGAUCGUCCGUUCACGGAUUUGUACAAGACUGAAGGCGAUGGAGGUUUUCCCGGGCCGAAUUUUUUCGCUCGUCCGGUUAUUGGAAGUCAUUUCGCUUUCCUGACACUUGAGAGGGCUUGCAACGGGAAAGCGAGUGCUGCUUUCGAUUACGAAGAGUAG
Messenger RNA from Zymoseptoria tritici IPO323, 2432 nucleotides. It is a transcript of the gene GLS-A2, whose product is annotated as glutaminase A L-glutamine amidohydrolase. The transcript has 5 exons. The record is from RefSeq and is a predicted model, not a curated record. Bases 6 to 2432 code for a protein of 808 amino acids. Lineage: Eukaryota; Fungi; Ascomycota; Dothideomycetes; Mycosphaerellales; Mycosphaerellaceae.